AUGCCUCUUGUGAUAUUCUCAGGUUUACCAUCUUCUGGUAAAUCUACUCGUGCCAGAGAUCUAAAGCAACAGUUAGAAUCCAAAAUCUCCUCUUUAGAACAAGGCCAACCAGGUGCCAAUUUAAAAGUUAUAUUACAUACAGAUGAAUCACUAGGUAUAACAAAAGAAGAAUAUCGUGAAUCAAGAACUGAAAAAUCCCUUAGAGGGCUACAAAUGAGUGCUGUUAAAAGAGAUAUAUCAAGAUCAAAUAUCGUUAUAUUGGAUUCACCAGCUUAUAUUAAAGGUUUUAGAUAUCAAUUACAUUGUGAAGCAAAAGCAUUAUCAACUUCGUGUUGUGUUAUACAUGUUUUAGCCUCUUUAGAAACUUGUUUAAAUUGGAAUUCUGAAAGAUCUAAAGAUGAUCAAUGGGAUCCUGAAUUAUUGAAACAAUUAAGUAUGAGAUAUGAAGAACCUGAUGGGAAUUCAAGAUGGGAUUCUCCAUUAAUUCCAAUUGCAUUUGAUGAUGUUUCAAUCCCAUUUGAUGAUAUUUGGAAUACUUUAGUUCAUCAAAAAGCUCCACAAGCAAAUGCUGCCACAAUGAUGAAACCUGCCACAGCAACAAAUUAUUUACAAGAACUAGAUAAAUCAACUCAAUUUGUUAUAAAUAAAGUUAUUGAAUUUGAAGAUUUGAAAACAAGUCGUAUAAAAAUUGAUGAAGAUUUAUUUUUGGAUUUACCACCUCAAGGUGUUUCAAAUGCUAAAUUACAAAGAAUUAGAAGAACUUUUGUUACCUUGAAUAGAGUUAGAAGUUUAGAUGUUGAUAGAAUUGUUCCAUUAUUUGUGGAUUAUUUGGAUAGUAAUAUAAAUAGAGAUGAUUAA
Hansenula ciferrii is the source of this 858-nucleotide messenger RNA. It is a transcript of the gene KTI12, whose product is annotated as Kti12p. NCBI's taxonomy places the organism in Eukaryota, Fungi, Ascomycota, Saccharomycetes, Phaffomycetales, Wickerhamomycetaceae. The record is from RefSeq and is a predicted model, not a curated record. The coding region runs from base 1 to 858 and encodes 285 amino acids. The transcript has a single exon.